GUGCGCGUAGUGGAGAGAGCGUCGGAGCUCGUGAAAGAAGGGAGGAAAGAAAAAGGGAGGAGGAGGAGGAGGUGGGGAACAGAGAGAGAAAGAGAACAGGAGCUUGAGAAGAGAAGGAGGGAGGGAGGGAGCUUCAGGCAGCGAGGCUGGACUACCGCUCAAACACUGCAGUCUUUCUUUCUGCUUCUCUGAGGAAGCUGUCUUUCUUUUCUCCCUGCCGUCUCUCCUUCCUGCUCCUUCCUCUCCUGCUGCUCGGCCAUGACCCCGAUGGACACCUUCAUCUCCCUGCCCACCUAGAGAAGAGGAGAGAGGCGCUGUAGCGGAGGAGGGAGAGAGAGAGAGACGAGAAGAGGGGACACCGCACACUUUGCUUCACUGAUGAGACUCUGGAAAUUAAUUAAACGCCGUCAGCACAGAGGAGGCAGAGCAGAGAGGGGCUCACAGUGAGGUGCAGGAGGAGGAUAAGAGAAGAGUUGAAGAGGGUGAAUCAGUAGAUGUGUGAAGAACAGGCUGGUGAGGGAGGUGGAGCAGCCCCCAGACACUUUUCAGAGACAAAUCGGACAAGUUAGGGCAGAGGAAAAAUAAGCAAGGAGGAAAUUGUGCAAGGCAGGAAUUCAACAGGGACACUAAUUCAGGAAGCGCACAAGCUAUCCAUCCUCUCAUGCUUCUUUUCAAUCCUCCUCUCACGCUCACAACGCCGUCCUUCCCUCCUUCCCUCCCAUCUCGUCUUCUUUCACUCUUUUUCAUUUUAUUAUUUUUAUAAUUUUUUUUUUUUGCAUGUCAGCAAAAGUACAUCGGCUGCCACGACCACAUGCCGAACACUCAGACACGACUUGAGCGUAGCUUUUCAUCCUCAGCGGAUGUGUGAGCAUUUACCGAGUAGGAGGAGCUGAUUGGCCGAAGCAGGGGCGCUGUUACCUCCUGGCGGAGAGCACCUGCUCGGGAAGCUCUCAUGAGACCAGAACUGCGGCGCUGCAGGAUGGCCGAGGGUUGCAUGAUGGCCCUGCGAUAUGGAAUGGUCUUCUUCAAUCUGCUCUUCUGGCUGGGAGGAUGCGGCAUACUGGGCGUCGGAGUCUGGCUCUCGGUGACCCAGGGAAACUUUGCCACCCUGUCAUCAUCCCUUCCCUCCCUGUCAGCGGCCAACCUGCUCAUCGCCGUGGGGACCAUCAUCAUGGUGAUUGGCUGUCUGGGCUGUGUGGGAGCUGUGAAGGAGAGCCGUCCUCUGCUGCUGACGUUCUUCAUCCUCCUCCUGCUCAUCUUCUUCCUGGAGAUUCUGUCCAUCAUGCUUUUCUUCAUCUACCAAGAUGAGAUUGAUCACUACGCCCAGAGGGAUCUGAAGAAGGGGCUCCAGCUCUUCGGCACAGAGGGCAACGUGGGUUUGACCAACGCCUGGAUGAUAGUACAAACUGAUUUUCGCUGCUGUGGAGUCACCAACCACACAGACUGGUUUGAGGUUUACAACACCACCCGUGUGCCAGACUCCUGCUGCCUGGAGUACAGCGACAACUGUGGCCUGGACAACCCAGGAACAUGGUGGACGGCGCCGUGCUACGAGCGGGUAAAGGACUGGCUUAAUGAGAACCUGGUGGCACUCUGGAUCUUUGCUCUAUGCACAGCACUUACUCAGAUCCUGGGCCUGGUCUUCUCCAUGACGAUGUUCUGUCAGGCAGUGAAAGUGGAAACCUUCUACGCCUAGCAGUCGACCUCUCUGCCAUUCAGCACUCUUGGAUUGUUUUACAUCAGAGAGGGACAGAUAUAGACCCACCCUCAUCCUCUUCCUCCUCCUCUUCCUCCUCCUCCUCCUCCUCCUCCCUGAACAGACUCUUUUCUCCAACGCUUGUCCUCUCUGUGACAUUCGCUCUCGGAUGUCACUGGUUCACAGUUUAUCCUCUAACUAUCAACAAGCACAGUGUCAGUGUAAUACCUGAGUUGGUUCCUAUGGUUUGCUCUGUGUCAAAAGCUAAUUUCUGUGAUACAUUUUAUGAAGCAGUAUUAUGAACAUGUAUGAAAAAAAAAAAAAAACAAGUGUAACCCUUUUUUAAUAUGUGUUUCGUUUUAAAUUAUUUCAUGGUUUGUAUGUGUUUUCAAAAUGAGAGCUACAGUUGGGAUAGUGCACUGUGUGAAGUGCUGCGAGUGCAUGUCUCCUGCGAUGGUGUGUAAUAAACGUUUUGGCUCGACUAAACAGCA
This is a messenger RNA of Seriola aureovittata, 2187 nucleotides long. RefSeq names its product tetraspanin 4a (gene tspan4a). The record is from RefSeq and is a predicted model, not a curated record. Gene Ontology annotation, cellular component: membrane. The coding region runs from base 953 to 1696 and encodes 247 amino acids. NCBI's taxonomy places the organism in Eukaryota, Metazoa, Chordata, Actinopteri, Carangiformes, Carangidae. The transcript has 8 exons.